UAAAGGAAGACUUUAAUCAGGGAAACGGAAAUGUCAGGCGAGUAAGCAGGAUUCGAUACAGAAUAUCUUUCCAAUAAACUAUAGGAUGGUUUGUUAAUUAUUAAGAAGAAAAAGUCACAUAACGUCGCCAGAGACAAAACUGCAACUAUGACAAAUGUGUACUCCUUUGACGGCAUCCUUGUGUUUGGGCUGCUGUUCAUCUGCACCUGCGCAUAUCUCAAAAAGGUGCCUCGGCUCAACAGUUGGUUGCUGUCAGAGAAGAAAGGAGUGUGGGGUGUCUUCUACAAAGCUGCAAUAAUUGGGACAAGGCUUCACAUCCCUGUGGCAAUUUCCUGCCUGAUCAUGGCCUUUUACAUCAUCUUCCUGAAAUGAUAUUCACCCUCGAUCAGAAAGACUGGAUGGCUGCUGGCUGGGAACGGACUCAUUUCUGUGGUCCUGUGUUAAUCCUCGCCGUAGGGAUCUCCUCUGAGUGACAGAUGAAACCCCACUGGGCUUCUGGACCCUUGUAAAUGUUAAGCCUGUGCUGCCCCCUCCUGGUGACUAGGCAUAUAACUCCUUCUUGAAUAUGUGUGCACUACAGACAUGGGGGACAUUGAGAAUCUACAGAUACAAUUGAGAGAGCCUGUUGGUUCGCUUGAUUUCAUUCUAUUGUUGGGUUAUAAUGUUGGCUGUCUUGAUUUACACGCUCACAGGAUUAUUGUUGUACUGAAAGACACAGAAGAUUGAAGGGUGAAAUGUUCAUCAUGCAUUUUAUCUGUGUACAAUUUAAAAUUAGCAACAAAUCAAAUGAAUAAUUUAAUUCGCUCCCGGUUAUGUUGUUGUUUGUUUUGGUUUUCCUAGCACCGGCGGAGGGAAAGAUAAACAAAGCUAAUAUAUAAACAUGUCCUUGUCUACACAAUUUUUAAACAGAAACUCUUUUAAUCUCGUACAUUUUCUUACUAGAGCUCUUUGACAUCUCCUAAACAUGUUUCAGGUUUGAAGUACACUUUUUGUACAGGUUUAUGUUCCGUUCAUUUUUUCCUCUCCUUGAACCUUUUCACAUCUUUUCCUGUUACAAAAACAAACUUCGUUGUGCUUUACUGGAAUUGUGUGUGAUAUACUGAAACAGACUAGUGCAUAUUUGUGAAGCAGAUUGGAAAAUCAUCCACCCUUUACAAAAAAAUAAAAAUAAAUGUGGUGUGAAUUUGAGUUCAGACCUCCUGAGUUAAUAAUUUCUAGAUUUUCUAAUUUUCUAAUGGCUUGUGGCAAACAGGACUUCUUUUUGCUUUCUUUCUACCACUACUUCCAUAAACGCCAUAUUGGUGCAAUGCACAACUAAUACUGGUUGACAAACAUUUGGACCUAAGCUAUGGAUCUGUGCACUUCUUCCAGAGCUAUCAUGAGCCUCUCCGAUGCUUCUUCUUUGCACUUGCUUGGGAUAUUGUUUUAUGACCUAAAUUUGUUUUAUACUGUUCCACAUCUUUACCCCCAACCUGUCUGCUGUGUUGCUCUCUAGCAAAAUUUUGAGGCCUUCAUCGAACAGCUGGAUAUAUACUGAAUUUAAAUGACACAGCAAGAUUCAAUUUACUAUUUGGAUGACCUCUAAAGACAGUGAAGGGGACUGAAUACAAAUGCACAUCACACCACAGAUUUUUAUUUGGGGGGAAAAAACCCAUCUGAAAACUACAUUUUCUUUCAGGUAGCUAGGAGCCACUUUCUGUUGAUCUGUCGCAUGCAAUCCCAUCAUAAUACACUGAAGUAGUGGUAUGAAUACUUACAAGGUAUUACAAAUGUAUACUAAACAUGUUUUAAUGUCGUAACUGGACUUCAAAUCAGUUUAGGAUCUACCACAAAUAUACCAAAUUUGCAGAUUGCCAUAGAAGAGCUACAAAUGAAAAUAUAGCUUAUGUUAAAGUAGCUGCAUUCGACUUGCCUGAAGAAGCGAUGCCAUCUUGCAAUGGUUGUCACGCCAUUUGAUCAGUUUGCUGUUGUUCAGACCUUACUUGUGAGACAUUAUUUGUACUGUUAGAUGCAUUGUUUUGGAGGUUCAAUGCUGUUUCGAUUAAAAAUUAUAAACUGC
This is a messenger RNA of Girardinichthys multiradiatus, 2059 nucleotides long. It is a transcript of the gene tmem167b, whose product is annotated as transmembrane protein 167B. Bases 148 to 372 code for a protein of 74 amino acids. The transcript is spliced from 3 exons. NCBI's taxonomy places the organism in Eukaryota, Metazoa, Chordata, Actinopteri, Cyprinodontiformes, Goodeidae. The record is from RefSeq and is a predicted model, not a curated record.